UUUGGAAACAAGUGGAGUGAAAAUAUAUUGAAGGCUUCAACGACAAUCCACCAAAUGCAAGAUCGUUUCAAAGUUGUAAGUCUCGAUGGCAAAAAUUUCUCUUCCCAUACAUGAAUAAGUGGCAUUCAUGCAUUACACGCGCCGAGAGGAGACUUCAUAGUGGAGGGAAUCACAUAGAUGAACAACACUUAGCCGAAGAUAUGUUUAGGGAAGACAUGAAAGGAAAAUCGUUUCAUUUUCAUAGUUGCUAUGAUUUAUGCAAAGAUUGGGUGACAUUUGACCAACCCCCACAAGAAAUUUUUGGUCCACCACCGGUGCAAAGAAACCUCCCGGUAUCCUUGGAAGAUGAUGAUGAUCCGAUUGCUACCGAUAACAACUCCACACCAACUUCAAGUAGGGAUCCGAUUCCUAGGCCGAUGGGAAGAAAUGCCUAAAAAAAGAAACAAAUCAAGGACCAAGAAAAGGAUAAGAAAGCCUUUCAAGAUAAACUACUAGCUCGCAUGUAUCGAUUGGCGGAAGAUAAUGCAAAGGUGGAAGAGACAAAAACAAUAAGAGAGAAGAUGAAGGAGGAUCGACGAGAGAGAGAUAGAGAUGAAGCAACUUUAAUGUUGCAAACCGUUGAUUACUCUCCGGUGAGCAAGGAAUAUUUUGAUGAUC
Fragaria vesca subsp. vesca is the source of this 657-nucleotide messenger RNA. RefSeq lists its product as uncharacterized. The coding region runs from base 111 to 434 and encodes 107 amino acids. The transcript has 2 exons. Lineage: Eukaryota; Viridiplantae; Streptophyta; Magnoliopsida; Rosales; Rosaceae. The record is from RefSeq and is a predicted model, not a curated record.